ACCAACGUCAGAUGUAUCCAACACCGAGCUUGAGAUGGUUUAUUCAACUUUUGUCACUUAUACUCUUCCAAUGGCAAGAUACAAUUAAUUGUACUCCAAUUGUUGGAGGCCGGAUUGUUCAGCUGUCGGAAUUUUCUAGGUAUUCCUAUAUAGUUUCUUUGCAAGACCGAAAACAGUUUGACAAUGGAACUGUGCAGUUUAAACAUUUUUGUGGAGGGAGCUUGUUGAGUUCUUCGUGGAUCCUAACUGCCGGACAUUGUACUCAUUACAAGAAAGCAAGUCGAAUUGUUGCAGCUAUUGGGCAUUUAAACUUGAAGGCAAAUGACGUGGAACGUCACGAGAUUGAUUCUUUCAAAUAUAUGGACUUUGUUCCAUCAAAUUUGAAAAAUGACAUUGCAUUGGUGCGAUUGAAGAAAACACUUUUGCUUAAUCCAAGCAUUUCACCUGGAGUUCUUCCAAGAUUAGGAAUGAGAGCAAGUCGAAGAAAUUCUUGCAAAGUAAUCGGAUAUGGAGCUGAUAAAUAUGCGGGGUCAAUUCAAGAUGAUUUGAAGGUUGGCGAUGUUUAUCCAAUUUCUUGGCAACGUUGCCGAAGGAUUUUGGGGAAAAUUAUGGCACCUCAACAAGGUGAUUUUACUGUUUGUGGACUAGGAGAUUCGGAAGACAGUUGUCAGGUAUGUUUGACUAAACUUGUAAACAAAAACAAAACUGAUUUGUUGAGAUAUUAA
This is a messenger RNA of Episyrphus balteatus (marmalade hoverfly), 725 nucleotides long. Its product is annotated as chymotrypsin-like elastase family member 1. Bases 12 to 725 code for a protein of 237 amino acids. The record is from RefSeq and is a predicted model, not a curated record. Gene Ontology annotation, biological process: proteolysis. The transcript is spliced from 5 exons. Gene Ontology annotation, molecular function: serine-type endopeptidase activity. Lineage: Eukaryota; Metazoa; Arthropoda; Insecta; Diptera; Syrphidae.